AUGACCAGAAAUCCUGAGCGUAGUCAAUCACCAUAUUACAGUUCUAGUGAUGAUGAUAAUUCUUCAUUGGAAUAUCUGACCUCAGGUGAUGUUAGUGAUAAGUCUAGUAUUAUCGUAUAUGAAGAAGUUCCUGAACAAUAUUAUGGGGUAACAUCACCAUAUUACGAUAAUGAGCAUUCAGAGGAAGGAAGUAAUCUUGUUUUCGGACCUGAUGUAGAUCGAGUCUUAAACCAUAAUUCUGUUAUCCUUCCAACCCCUAGAAUUCAAGAUCUAGGAAUGAGAAAAGUGACAAAGUAUCCGACAGAAUUCCAAAAGCCAAUUAGUACUUCACACCCAUACACUCCAUUUAAAUCAAUUGUAAUGGUUGCAAAUUCUAUCCAGCUUCAGGAAGGUUUUCCUAUGGUUUAUUUUCCUGAGGUUCUCAGUUCUCAUGAUAUCAUGCUGACUGAAUGGCAAAAGUUCCUCGAUGAAAUGAAAUUGGCUGCAAACCCAACUCUUGGGAGUCAAUAUGAAUCGAAUUACCCUUAUUUGAAUAGGACAUCGAAUGUUGGACAACGUAGAAAGAAAACAUCAAGUAUUUCCAGUCUAUCGCUGUUGAUUGAAAGAAGAGGAAGAAGAGAUGGCAGGAGUAAUGGAGCCAUAUGUCUGCUUUUUAAAGUAGGUACAGAAUAUCUCACUACUAGACGAGAACGAGAAAUCGGACAUCCAUAUUACAAUACACAAGCUCAAAGGUUUGCCAACUAUGAACGUGAUAUUGAUUACUUUGAUUUAAAUUCAAUUGAUACAUUAUCAUCUGUGAUACACAAUUGGAAUGUAAUGUUUUUCAAUAAUAGAAGUAUCAACAUAUGUCUUAAACUCCCAAGUGAUGUUCAGGCCGAUUACGACCACGCAUCAAACGCCUUUGGAAGAAGAGAUGCACGUUUAGUAAGCACUCAAUUAGAUCAAGACGGCGGGGACGCAUCAUUCAAGAAAUGCAGAUUGGUAAUUAGCAGUUUAUAA
This is a messenger RNA of [Candida] anglica, 999 nucleotides long. Lineage: Eukaryota; Fungi; Ascomycota; Pichiomycetes; Serinales; Debaryomycetaceae. The record is from the annotation of a GenBank genome assembly.